AAAGAUUUUGCAUAGGCCGUUGUGUUGCAAAAAAUAACAAGGGUAUUUGUAGCACGUUUCAGUACUGUAGUAGUAUUAGGCGUUUUUAAGGAUAUAAAUUGUAUUACGUUUACAUGGGAGUUUAACGUUAUUAAAGACCACAGCAAUGGAUGUUGAUACAUAUUUACAAACAUUUGAAAGAUCAUUGAGCACAUAUUCUGGAGAUGACCCGCUUGAUCCAUGGGAUAGAUUUGUGCAAUUUCUGGAGGGGAAGCUACCUCUAGAAGAAAGGAAAAGCAUGUCUGUUGUAUUUCAUCGUCUUGUUCAAAGAUUUCUGCAAGAGGAACGCUACCAUAACGACCCCCGGUUCGUCGAUCAUUGCAUUAAAUGUGCCAGCUUUUAUGAUGAUCCCAUCCAAGUGUACAGUCAAGUGCAUAGCCAAGGCAUUGGAACCACAGCGGCAGCGUUGUACAUUGCCUGGGCCCAACAAUUUGAGAAAAAUGGUCAGUUGCUACAAGCUGAAGCAGUCUAUGAAAGAGCUGUGGAGAACCAGGCCCAACCUGUAGACACUGUGCUUCAACACUACAGGAAGUUCCAGGACAAGGUGUUGAAGCCUCAGACAGGCGCACCUGAUGUGCCGAGGAACCCUCUUCAGAAUUCACAAUUAACCAAUCAACAAUCUCGACCAAGAGAAAUCCUUCAGCAACAGUGCAAGGAACCCGAUCUGCCCGGGUUCCCAGAUGACCGAACAGUUCGCAUAAUUUCCAAGUCCGAGUAUAACCCAUCCAACCAACCCAAAGUCCAGAAUGCCCCUCUGGAGCAGGUGGCCAUGUACUGCAAGACUGAGUUAGUCUGCGAGGGCUCUGAGUAUUGCUUUGAGGAGUUGAGAGCGAAUCGCUACUGGGCCAAACGUAAGCAGCAGGCCGAGCUGCGAGAACUGGAGGAAGAGCAAAGGAAGGCUCGAGAGGCCGAGGAGGAGUUGAGACGAAUGCAGGAACUCCUGAAGCAACUGGACAACAAAUCCCCCGUUCCACCAGCAGACCCACAAGCACCCAACAGACCUUAUGAUGGGCAUCAGGAGAGUCAUGCUGCGGUAUCAGCUGCAGGUCAUCCAGAGCUAGCGGCACUGGCGGCCCGACCCUCAGCGGCGCUCGGCAACCGUCUCUCUCUCGGCCACCGGCCAGCGGCGACCUUCAGGCCCAGCUUGGCCCUGCAACCGAGUCAGGACCUGGGGCUGGGCGCCAGACGGAAGUCCAGGCCAUUGGCCUCCGCGGUGUGGGGCCCAAGCCGUUCACUCGGGUCACUCCCUCCAUCUGGUCAGCUGUGUCCUCUGGAGGAAGUCGAAGCCUCUCGCUAUGAGGUCGCCUCCCGUCAGCAGGCGUCAGCGGUGGCAGGUCACCCGGCCGGGGCUGAGCUCUCACCCAAGCCACCGUCACCAGCCGUAACCGCGGCUACCGCCUCCGCCUCCGCGUCCUCCCUGCAGACCUCCCUCCUGCACCACCAGGCUAAUAACGCCAUGGCGGACGCAGGCACUCUCCCCAUCCAUCGCCAUGGAGCGCCAGUCUCCUGCGAGGUCCCCUACAGAGCCCUGACUCAGAGCGGCCCCUCUGCGCUCAGCACCACUGAGCCCCUACACGCCCGCAGCAGCAGUUUCCACCAGCCCCUGGACGACGCAGACCAUGAUGUUUCAAAAGAUGGGGAGAUGGACAGAGAAGGCACUAACAAUGUCUCACUGGUGGGCCAGGGCAACCACUCCCACAUCACUCCUAACAACUCCCUUGGGCUGGUCCAGGCCACUCCAUCUCGGGUUCUCCCCUCUCCAACCGUCCACACACGGGAGGCACUCGAUCUGAUAAUGGACAUGUUCCAAGCCCCGACCUUUGCACCAGAUGGACUUUCUCACAUUGCUGAGGAGAGUCUCAACUUUGGACAUUCAAAACUGAAUAGACCAGCUGUGUCCCAGCCUGCUGCUGCUGCUGCUGCAGUUUUCACCGUCUUCCAGGAUGAGGAUGACAAGGAGAAUGGAGGGCAAGUUAUGGCAUCCAACGAACGGAAAGCAUUGCAGCCUAGGGCAGAAGUCUCAGUACCUGGACCAACACAGCAGAACGAAUAUCAGGAAACCGCUGUUGGUGUGGAGUCUGUGACGGACGAGACGGCGAUGUGGGAGUCAAGGCGCUACUCUCUAGCCGCGUGUCCCAACAGCACCCGGGACUUUGCUCCGUCCGCUAACCUCGUGUCCACUCCCUUCCACCUCAGCGCACCGCACUCCUGGGAACUGGACUCCGCUCAAGAGAAUGAUGCCCCAACAGCGUUUGCUGGAUCUGAUGGGAACCCCUUUGUGCGCCAGCCCACCAAACUCAGCCCGAUCAUGGAGCAGAGCCCAGUGGACGAGAAGCUCACUGCAGCAGAGCGCACAGCAGGAGCCCAGGGCACCAUCGUGGGCGAGGGGCUGGCAGCCGUCCAGCAGAGCCAGAGCCAGGCCGCCUCCACCAGCUCCAUCAGCGCCCACCCGCUGGCCGCCCUCUCCUUCCCUGACCACACCGUGGCGCCCACAGAGGAUGUUUCCAAGAUGGCCGCCGCUUUCUCCUCUGCCGCCCCCAAACCCGGCUGGACCGUCUACCAGAGCCCAGAGAAGACGCUUGCAGACCUCUCGAAGGUGGUUGGUCAGCACGCUCCGCAGGAAACGGAAAUGGAAGCAGACGUGCCCGUGACCUUCGAGCACGUCCCGGCCGUCCACUCCUUCCUCUCCAAAAGCUCUUUUCACGUUCCGCAGACGGAGGACCUCUUUCCUGGGUCCCAGGACCUUUUCCACAGGUCACACUGUGACGUUCCCAUGAGCCCGGCCCCGGCCCCGCGACCCACUCCGGACGUGCCCAUGACCUUCGAGCAUGUUCCGGCCCCGCGACCCACUCCGGACGUGCCCGUGACCUUAGAGCACGUUCCGGCAGUCCACUCCUUCCUCUCCAAAAGCUCUUUUCACGUUCCGCAGACGGAGGACCUCUUUCCUGGGUCCCAGGACCUUUUCCACAGGUCACUCUGUGAUGUUCCCAUGAGCCCGGCCCCGGCCCCGCGACCCACUCCAGACGUCCCCAUGAGUCCAGCGGCACCUGCUUUCAAAUCGAUCCUGGACGUCCCCAUGAGUCCUGACUCGGCAGCACCAAAGCUGGACUGGUUCGCGCUGAGCAGCCCCGUUGCUGACCCGCAGUCGGACCUGGACUUCACGGGCAGCUCGCGGCAUCCCCACGGCCUCUCCGCCAGCUGGGCUCGCUCGCGGCUGGAGGUCCCCAUGGCGACGAGCCCAGCCAAGGGGUCGGAGAUGUGCCUGGACGUGCCCAUGAGUCCCGCGCAAGCCCUUGCGCCGACGGCCACCCCUGCAGCUCCCUCUCAUCUGGUCCCAGACCCUUGGAACGACGAGCUCAUCAACACUCUCCUCUCCAGACUGGACAUACCGCUCACCUCGUACCCCAGUGUCACCACAUGGGAAUGUAACCUCCCCAGCGUCUCCCCAAAGAUGACCACCACCAUGGCUGGUGAAUCAUUGCGAGUUGAUUUUGUUCUGGGCCAGGGUGCUUUUGCAACUGUCUAUCAAGCAACAAACCUCACAACAUCAGAGAAGCUUUUCCUGAAGGUGCAGAAGCCCGCCAACCCCUGGGAGUAUUACAUCAACAUUCAGCUCAACAUUCGGCUCAAAACAAGUGUGCGCCACCUUUUCAACAACAUCCACUCUGCGCACCUCUUUAGGAACGGCAGCAUUUUGCUUGGGGAUCUCCACAACUGUGGCACCCUUCUGAAUGCCAUAAACCUGUACAAGGGCCGCAGUGAGAAGGUGAUGCCCCAGGCACUGGUGCUGUAUUUCACCUCCUGCAUCCUGCACAUGGUGGACGAGCUGCACAGCGCACGCAUCGUCCACGCUGACAUCAAGCCUGACAACUUCCUGCUCGGGGAGAGGUUUCUUGAAAACGAGUCCUUUGAUCCAGAGAACUCUAAGCACGGCCUGGCCCUCAUUGACCUUGGCCAGAGCAUCGACAUGACCCUCUUCCCAGAGGGCACGGCCUUCACGGCCAAGUGCAUGACCUCGGCCUUCCAGUGCACCGAGAUGCUCAGUGGCAGACCCUGGAACUACCAGACGGACUACUUCGGAAUUGCAGGCACCGUGUACUGCAUGAUCUUCGGCUCGUACAUGCAGGUGAAACACGAGAAUGGCGAAUGGAAGCCCAGUGGAACAUUCAAACGGAAUCCGCACAGUGACUUGUGGCUGGAGUUGUUCCGCGCGCUCCUGAACGUGCCCAACUGCAAUUCGCUGCCGUGUCUGCGGCGCCUGCGCAGCCGUGUGCAAGCGGAGCUGGAGCAGCACUACAGGACCAAACUCCGCAGCCUGAAGAACAGACUGGUGGUGCAGCUGCUGGAGUCUCGGUCGUCACGCAGAUAACCCCCCCCCCCUCCAACACACACACUCUCUCUCUCUCUCUGUGUGUCUGUCUUCAGGGAUGCACAGAAUGGACACCUGCAGUGGCAGCACUCCUUUGUUUAUUCUGAGCUGAGCUGGUUUUAGCAUUUUAGCUUUGUUGUUUUUUGUAUUUCCUCUUCUACGUGUGUGUGUGUGUGUGUGUGUGUGUGUGUGUGUGUGUGUGUGUGUGUGUGUGUGUGUGUGUGUGUGUGUGUGUGUGUGUGUGUGUGUGUGUGUGUGAGAGAGAGAGAGCUAGACACAGUAGGCAAUUUAAGGAGUGUCUAUUUUUUUUUUAAAUUAUAUGUUGUGAUGUUUUGGAAUGCUCGACUAUGAGUAUUAGAAAAUGUAAAACUGCAAAAGAAACAUGUAAAUAUGCUUUGAACUGUAACUAUGUCCGCAGUAUAUGUUCUAAAUACAAAAAUAAGGCUGAGGAAGUCUUUGUACUUCUUAUUUCCCUUUACACUGUUCUCUUUACACAUUUUUUGAA
This is a messenger RNA of Alosa alosa (allis shad), 4913 nucleotides long. It is a transcript of the gene bub1, whose product is annotated as BUB1 mitotic checkpoint serine/threonine kinase. Gene Ontology annotation, molecular function: protein kinase activity; ATP binding. Lineage: Eukaryota; Metazoa; Chordata; Actinopteri; Clupeiformes; Clupeidae. The record is from RefSeq and is a predicted model, not a curated record. Bases 146 to 4408 code for a protein of 1420 amino acids. The transcript is spliced from 25 exons. Gene Ontology annotation, biological process: meiotic sister chromatid cohesion, centromeric; mitotic spindle assembly checkpoint signaling; protein phosphorylation.